Ceratina calcarata is the source of this 2476-nucleotide messenger RNA. RefSeq names its product peroxisomal N(1)-acetyl-spermine/spermidine oxidase. Gene Ontology annotation, molecular function: polyamine oxidase activity. The record is from RefSeq and is a predicted model, not a curated record. The transcript is spliced from 4 exons. Bases 159 to 1718 code for a protein of 519 amino acids. NCBI's taxonomy places the organism in Eukaryota, Metazoa, Arthropoda, Insecta, Hymenoptera, Apidae.
CAUGCCGAGAACUGUCACCAACAAUCGCUACGCUCGCCAUUUUGGUUUACACUGGCAGUCAGGAUGUCAGGAACGAACAUCGAGACAUCGAGGCCUACCGUCAAUCUGCCGUCCGCCUGGCGGCAGAUGGUUAACUGGGUAUUGACAGCUGAUAUGAUAUGAUCAUGGCGGAAUCCACGAAGAAGACGGAGGAUGAUAAAGUUAAGUGCAAAAUCUUGAUCGUCGGCGCUGGGAUGGCCGGGCUGUCGGCCGCGAAUCAUUUGUUGAAAAAUUAUGAAAACGAUUUUCUAAUUGUCGAGGCUCGAGGGCGAAUUGGCGGACGUAUUGUCGCCACGAAAAUCGGAAAUGAGAAGGUAGAGCUAGGAGCAAAUUGGAUUCAUGGAGUUCUAGGAAAUCCAAUGUUCGAAUUAGCUAUGGCACACGGAUUGAUAGAUAUUGUACAUGUACCAAGGCCUCAUAAAGUUGUAGCUGCUAUGGAAGAUGGGAUACAAGUACCUUUUCCAGUUUUGCAAGAAAUAUAUGAAGCUUACGUGUGUUUCCUAAGGAGAUGCGAAGAAUAUUUCUUAAGUAGCUAUAGCCCACCGGAUGGAAUAAACAGUGUGGGAGAACACGUGGCAUUAGAGGCUGAAAUUUAUCUCUCAACUCUGCCAGUUGAGGAAAGAAAAGUCAGACAAUUGUUGUUCGAUUGUUUACUCAAAAGAGAAACCUGUAUUACUGGCUGUGAUAGUAUGCAAGACGUUGAUCUCUUGGAAAUGGGUUCGUACGCGGAACUUCAAGGUGGAAAUAUCAGUCUUCCGGAUGGAUACAGCGCGAUAUUGGAGCCGGUUGCGAAGCACAUACCCAAAACCAGCAUUUUGACUAAACACGUCGUCACGAAAAUUAGGUGGCAACGGAAUAAACGAGCGGAUAACGAUAAUUCUAAUAAUGGUUCCAAUGCGAAUCCAUCAAUCGAAGUGAAAUGCGAGAGCGGUAAAACGAUACUAGCAGAUCAUUUGAUCUGUACAUUGCCAUUAGGAGUACUUAAAGAGAAAGCGAACGACAUAUUCGAUCCUCCACUGCCGAAUUGCAAACUCGAAGCCAUAAACAGACUUUUGUUCGGUACCGUGGACAAGAUAUAUCUGGAGUACGAGAGACCGUUUUUAAAUCCCGGCGUGUCGGAAGUGAUGCUGCUAUGGGACGACAGAGGACUGUCCGAGGCGGAGAAACAAGACAUCGGUAAAACGUGGUACAGGAAGAUCUACUCUUUCACGAAAAUUUCAGAGACUCUGUUGCUGGGCUGGAUUUCGGGUAAGGCCGCUGAGUAUAUGGAGAAACUGAGCGGCGCGGAGAUCGCGGAUGUGUGCACAACGAUAUUAAGAAAAUUUCUGAGCGAUCCGUACGUCCCGGCGCCGAAAAAUUGUUUGCACACUUCGUGGCAUUCGCAGCCAUACACACGUGGUUCCUACACGGCUAUGGCCGUCGGUGCCAGUCAAUUAGACAUAAAUUGCUUAGCUGAGCCUAUACUACGAGAGGACGAUUCCUCGAAGAUCGCGAUAGUGUUCGCAGGAGAGCAUACGCAUUCUUCCUUUUAUAGCACGGUACACGGGGCGUAUUUAACCGGUAGAACAGCGGCUCAAGCGCUCCUGGAGUCGAGGAAAGAUGAGAAGAACUCAUUCAGCCUCAGCUGCGAUGACACGAGCGAUCUCAGCUCGUGGAUACAAGGGAUUUCAUUGAACUAGGUAUUGGAACAAAAUUUUCACACAACCGAGCACAAUUUAUUACCGUGGUAACGAACGAAUGUUUUACACACUGUUGGUGUCGGCGAUAAUUGUGAUUUAUAGAUGUUUAGUAUCUUGUAAACUGUUCUCAUUUUGUAAAUAUUAGAGCGAAUUGUUUAUAUUAUGUACAUAAGAACGCCUGGUUAAGAUUUUAAGGUAUCUCAUGAAUACGCAUUUUGCGAUUUUACCUCAUCGUCAAUUCCUUUUCAAGAGAGGAAUGACGGUUUUGUUAAAAUCGUACGCAUAAACGAUGCUUCAUUUUGCGGGAUCACCGGACCGAAAUUUUAUAUAAAGUGCUUUUCAAUAGGAGAUAAUUUAAGCGCCCGAGAUUAGUGACUGAUUGUUUCCACUCGUGAAACAAUGGAUAAGAUAUAAAUUGGUAUUACGUUAUCGUGACGAAGAAGAAAACAUUGCAACAGUUACUUUUACCACAUUUUGACAUGUUUUGAAGUAUUACGACAAAGUGCAUUUUAUCUAGUCAUGUUACCUUAGGUUUAAACUGCAUCUCUCACUAUUUUUUACGAUGCCUUUUUUUUUAGUAUCUUAAUUUGCAAAUCCAAUCACCGAUCAUACAUAUCUGUUUGUAUGUACGUGAGACAAUAGGCGAUUAGAUGAUCAUACAUUGUGUUUAAUGUGAUAGAAAUCCUCGCAAUACUGUUGGUUUUCUUACGUAAAUACAUUUCGUACCUUCUCGACGAUUUAUUUCAACACAUCAGAUU